Molecule: messenger RNA, 646 nt
Organism: Cheilinus undulatus (humphead wrasse)
Lineage: Eukaryota; Metazoa; Chordata; Actinopteri; Labriformes; Labridae
Gene: eslec
Product: ladderlectin
Exons: 4
Coding region: 17-391 (124 amino acids)
Source: RefSeq, a predicted model, not a curated record
CGACCAUCGCUGUUACAUGUUCGUCAACAGCCCGAAGACGUGGAUUGAAGCUGAGAUUUACUGCUUGUUUGAGGGAGGAAACCUGGCAUCAGUCCACAGUUCUAUGUGUUAUCACGGCAUCCAGGAACUGACCAAAUAUGAAUACGAUUUCCCUUUGACCUGGCUCGGAGGACAAGAUUUUGCCAAGAACUGUGUUUGGCUCUGGACUGAUGGCAGCAAGUUUGACUAUGGCAACUGGUACAUGGACCCCAGCUACUACUACAUGGACAGAGAGGAGCACUGCCUGGUGAUGAAUUAUGGACUUGAGCUGAAGUGGCACUACGCUAACUGCAGUGACACCCACCCUUUUGUUUGUGUCAAGAAUGACUGGAAGAACAUAUUGCUUAAUUAGUUCAGUUCCUUUGCCUUCACAUGCUGGAUCCAAAACUUAAACUCCAUGUAAUCAUUUCUCAUUGAUGCUUUCAUUUUUAUAUUUGCACAUAGCUUGAGAUGUGAUUGCAGGUCUGGAAGAGAGAGUGUUUGAGGCUAUCAGCCUGCAAAGAUUCCACUCAGGUCUGCCUGCAUGCUGCCGCUCUUUCCCUGGCUUUACCACAUUAGUGAUCCUCAUGUCAUUAAACUCCUUAGAGCUUCUAAAAAUGUAUCAAUA